AUGCUCGUCGUCAAGGAAAACCGUGCCGUUUCUCUCCAUGAUCUAACCGCAGCCAUCGCGUGCUUUCAGAACCUCUCCCACGUGCAUCUGAGCGACAACAGCGUUGAGAGCAUCGACGACGCCUUCCUCGCUCACCUCGCGUCGUCAUGCCCGACGCUCAUAUCGCUCCACGUGGGAAAGGGGAUUACUCCAAUGUGGGCCUGGGAUAGGGAGGACGAGCAUCCCGUGACCGAGGCCGGCUUGGACCAUUUCGUGCGCAGCUGCACUCAACUGCAGCACCUCUCGCUCUACUGCCUGCAUCGAUACGGGAAGCCACCUGCCUCUCUCUCGCUCCUCACGGACCUGCACACCCUGACUCUAACCCACAGCGCAGCUCUUCAAGCACCAGGAUUCACCAACCUGUGUUCUCUCGCCACUCUCUCGGUUGACAUCUCGGAGCAUGAUGAGGAGCUGGAUCUCACCACCCUCGUGCACCUCCCGGCCUUCGCCAACCUCUCUCUGUGCAGCGAAACAAAGCUCAAUCUCGAAGGCGAGAACGCCCACCCAGUCUCGUUCGCUCGGAUGGCUCACCUUGAAUCGCUGGAAUUCGACUACAACACUCCGCGAUUCAGCUUGCUGUUUUCGUCAGGAGUAACGUUUAGUCGUCUCGAGCGGCUUCUUCUCAGCGGUUGCGACAAGCUCGAGCGCCUUCCGGACGACAUCGGAGAGCGAAUGCCACGCCUUCGAGAUUUGACCAUCAGCUCAUGCCAUAAUCUACCGGAGCUGCCAGAUCACUUCACUUCCCUCCGCUGCCUCCAGAAGCUGACGAUUUCCUCGCUCGACCUGGCGAGCCUGCCUGCGAGCUUCGGAAAGCUGUCUGUUUUGAAGGACUUGACGCUGCACCGGCUGCCGAUCUUAGGCCUGCCGAACUCCUUCCACCAGCUCACGUCGCUGGAGGUUUUGAAUGUGCACGAUUGCCUCGCCAUGGUGGAGUUGGGGGCGAGCUUCGGCAGCCUCCACGCACUCAAGUCUCUCAGCAUCGCCAACUCGCCAAAGCUGUGUGCGCAGCUGGCAGAGCUCUCCAACUCCCUGCCACCGUCGCUCGAGGUGCUCAGCUUGGGGAGCGUCCAACAGCUCACCCCUCUUACAGAGCUUCCUGUGCUGCCUAGGCUGAGGCAUAUGAGCCUAACCAGUGUGGUCCUGCUGCGUGGGCUGGUCGGCACUGUGAGUCUGUCCUCCCUGGAGCACUUGGAGCUGGCGCUGGCAGGCGAGGCUGAGGAGCUGCCACUGUCCCUGGCGCUCUGCCCUAACCUGCGCACUCUCACCAUUCACACGGCUGCACGCUUGAAGGCCCUUCCGGAUGAUUUGGGUUCAGCCGUGCAGCAGCUGAGGCAGCUGCGCGUCGAGCGGGCUGGGGAGUUGAGAGCGCUGCCAGACUCUCUUGCCCACCUGCACUGCCUGACCUCCCUGCAAGUCCAUGCACCCAAGCUGCCUUCCCUGCCACACGGCAUCGGCGCCUUAUCCCGACUGCGCGUGUUGAACCUGGCCCGCUGCUCAUCGCUCACAUGCCUGCCUGCUUCUCUCACCCGCCUCUCCUGCCUGCAUGAGCUCAACCUUGGCUGGACCGCCAUACGCUCCCUGCCUUGCCGCUUUGCCCAGCUAAGCCGCCUCAAGACUCUUGACCUGCAAGUAUGCGAGCACUUGCAGUCGCUGCCUGAUGAUUUCACUCAGCUCAAGAUGUUGCAUAGGCUGAAUGUCAGGUGUGCCAAAGUGACUGCUGAGGAUGGAGGUGUGAGAGACAUGUAUGGAGUGAUGUUUUGGUAA
Molecule: messenger RNA, 1803 nt
Organism: Closterium sp. Naga37s-1
Lineage: Eukaryota; Viridiplantae; Streptophyta; Zygnematophyceae; Desmidiales; Closteriaceae
Source: the annotation of a GenBank genome assembly